GUUAGCUUUCUUCUUCUUCGUCUUCCGAUUUCAACGUUGUUGUGUUUAUCUUCUUCUUCUUCUUUAUCAUAAACCCGACGAUUUUUCACCUGAGAUAAUCAAAAUUUUUUGAAGGAAUCUUUGAUUGCUCUCUGUUAAAAUCUUCUUCGAAGAGAACUAAAUCGUCGUACGUUUACUUGGUUGGUGGAGAUGAGUUCGGCUCUACCUUUGAAGCCUAUGUUACCUCUUACAACAACAUCGCUACCUUCUCCGUUCCGAUCCGAUAACCCUAAUUUCUAUCGCCGUCGUUCCUCUUCCUCUACUUCGUGUUCUUCCCAAUCUCCUUCUUAUUCUUCGUCGCUUUUCUCUGUUAGACGACGCCGAUUUAGAUCCUCCUCUCCCUCCUCUAUUCCCAUGAUUCAUGAUGAAGUUGUUGUUAAGUUUAGUUUUCUUGGAACAGAAGAUUUAAUGAGCGCAGAAGUUAUGUGCUUUCCUGAACACACGAGGGAUCAAGAGGACGACGUAGAAGAUAUUUGGAUUAGCAAAGAAGACAAUGUGACAUGUAGGUUUGAAUCUGAUGAAGACACCACCACUACCGCACUCAGGAUUCCAACUCAGGCUCAGGCUAUCGUUGAAGGACCUGGUUCAGUUACUGUGUCAGAGCUACAACCAACCCCUGAUGUGGAUUAUAUACAAGAGCUGUUGGCUAUACAGCAACAAGGACCUAGAUCAAUUGGCUUCUUUGGAACAAGAAAUAUGGGUUUCAUGCAUCAAGAGCUCAUUCAGAUUCUCAGCUAUGCUAUGGUUAUAACUAAAAACCAUAUAUACACUUCAGGUGCAUCUGGAACCAAUGCAGCUGUUAUAAGAGGUGCACUUAGAGCAGAAAGACCAGAGCUUCUCACCGUUAUCUUACCUCAAAGUCUUAAAAAACAACCUCCUGAGAGCCAGGAACUACUGUCAAAAGUACAAAACGUGAUAGAAAAGCCUCACAACGACCAUUUACCAUUACUAGAAGCCAGCAGGCUUUGUAACAUGGACAUCAUAUCACAAGUGCAACAAAUCAUCUGCUUUGCGUUUCAUGACAGUAAGCUUCUCAUGGAAACAUGUCAAGAAGCCAAAAAUCUCCGGAAGAUUGUUACUCUCUUCUACCUCGAUUGAUUGAUUGGUUUCAGUUUUCCCACGUCUUCAGUCUUCUUACUGUUUUUGUUCAUCUUCUUCUUUAAAGAUGGAUUUGGAGAAAGACAAGCUCCAAUUGUAAAUUAGGAAUCCUCAUCUACACAUACACAACCUAUUCUUUGUCAUACAUUCUAAAUUUUCGAUUGGCUUUAUAGGAUGUCUCUAUCAUUUUUAAGAUAGUUUGUGGCUAAAGAAGUUUCGUUA
Camelina sativa (false flax) is the source of this 1359-nucleotide messenger RNA. RefSeq lists its product as uncharacterized. Lineage: Eukaryota; Viridiplantae; Streptophyta; Magnoliopsida; Brassicales; Brassicaceae. The record is from RefSeq and is a predicted model, not a curated record.